AUGUCGACCGAUAGUGAUGGCUCCAUGUCGUCUACAUGUUUCUCCUUAAAGCCUACAGACGAAGAGCUCGCGUGGCUACAUCGUUGUCUGCCUAUCUUUGUACAGCCAGACGUGGAUAUCAAGAACCACAACGACCUGAUCAAGGUUUUCUUUCGCUUCAUGCAUGAUGAUCAGUCCGAUCACCUCGUGUGUAAACUCUGCAUUGUCUUUGCAGGUGAAUCCAGCUACAAUCGUGUAUAUGAAGAGAUUGAGAACACACUAGCUACACUGUGCUACCGCACCUAUAAUCGACGGACGUACAAGCGCACGGCCGACAUCAAUUACAUGGAGUUUCGAAACGUCGACUUGAAUCCCAAUGCUGCUGUGCCCUGGGCCACCAUCUUCUCACAGGACUAUGGCGGUAAACAGCAGUGGGCACAGGGAGAGAAGAAGAACAUUGGCAAGUGGUUUUCUCUGAUGCAUCACUAUAGCGCAGAGAUUUCAAUCGUAGAUUGGGAACUGCAUCCACAGACCUACCGCCCAUACAUCUACCUCAAUACUUGCAACCACAUGAUUGGCGAGAAGGACAACAAUCCAAAGCUUAGCAAGUUCAAGUGGAUUGACUACCCGUUCCAACAGGGCAAUGGCGAAGAUGCACUUAAAUACGCAGUGGAUCAUGUGCCUACUAAGCGCAAUCUCUAUUCAUAUGUUUUCUUUUGGCGAGCACGCAAUGGCGGUGGCUGGUGUGAUCGUCACCAAGGAGGGAAAUUGGUCUCACACGAUGGCAAGUCCAUCUUCUUGAAGUCUCCACCGACGACCACUACAGGUAUGUAG
This is a messenger RNA of Peronospora farinosa, 813 nucleotides long. The record is from the annotation of a GenBank genome assembly. NCBI's taxonomy places the organism in Eukaryota, Oomycota, Peronosporomycetes, Peronosporales, Peronosporaceae.